AAUAUCGAUUGAAGCCAAUUUUUUUGUAAAGCUACAAAAGCAUAAAGUUAUAAAAGAAUGCCCUUUCGCUUUGUAAUUCGCUCAACUGUCAUUCCACCAUUUUAAAAUUAGUUUAGUUUACCCGCCUUCUCUCCUACUCCGGCGAUAGUGCAAUUUGUCGAUGCUUGAUGUUUUAUUUUAAUUGAUUUAUACAGAAGGCCAGGUGUUCUCGACAUUGAACGAGUUAAAAUGGCGCGUUUUGGGAAUUUCGUACCCUACUGCCUGUAAAAUACCAAAAUAUUUCCACAAGCAGUCACUGUAGAAGAGGGUAUUUUUUCUUAUGCGUUAAAUUAAACGAAAACCAACUGACCUGGCUCAGCGCACCCAACUGAGAACUUGAUUUUAAUUAUUAAUAUUCAAGACCCAACCAGCAUGACAAAACAGUGAUCCACGAAAUGAAUGUUAGCGUAAUUAACAGUAAAUUAUUAUUUCAUCGCGUUUGUUUCCUCAAAGGCGGUCAUAAUUAGUUGGCUGAACAGCGAAAAGGACGAACGGUGAGGGAAAGAAACCAAAAGGACAAUGGUGUAACCCUUGUUUUCCCAUGUGAGGAACAUUUGGUAAUUCAUUUAAUUCAUCGUCAAAGCUUCACGACACAAAAAUGAAACUGCACAACUCAAAUCUUAUCGCAAUGUGCCUCGCGGGCGCUGUGAUUUUGAGUUUCACUACGCCAGCAAGAUCAAACCUAAACCUGCAAAGCAACGACUUCAAUCAGUUUCCAAUACCAGUUGGGUCAAACGACGCGGACUUCGUUGUGAAAUUUAAGGGUGAAAUCUUUAGCUGGAAGAACCUGACUGAACUGCUCCGCCAGCACAAUAUCACUAUACCACAGGAAAGUGAAGUUCUCGCUGAAGUGCUUCAACAAAAGGAUUCCUCAGACCAAUCUUGUCAAGGAAGAUGUUUCAUGGACGAAAGGAGUGACGAGAAGAGGUGCUAUUGUGAUAAAGCUUGCAAAGCAUACGGUGACUGCUGCUUGGACUUUCACUCAAGUUGUGAUCCAAAUGGAAAUGCCAAUGAUGACGAUCUUCUUCAGAACGCAAAGUGUGGGGAGACCAAUCCAUUUUCAUGGUCUGGGGUAAUCAUGAAAUCCUCUUGCAGCCUGCCUGGAAACCAAGAUAUUAACGAAUGCCAAACUGUUCAGCAGCUGAAUAUGACGAUACAGAAGGAACUGCCAGUCUUUGACUGGACGCAGAAUAUAACAUACAGAAGCAUUGCUUGUGCCAGAUGCAAUGGUGAAGGUAACUUAACUUUCUGGGGCCUCAACAUUGAGUGUCGAGGUAGCUCAUGGGAUGGUGGUGACAUCGAGGCAGUCAAGACGUUUGUAAAAAACAAUAGCUGUACAUGGAAAUACGCUCCAUUGCCGGAACUGAAGCAACGCUACAAGUCUUGCGUGCACCCCGAUACACAAUGCACUGCUUCAAAUCAGCUACCGGUGAUGUCUGUAAUCAAAGAACUGUGUUCUUCCUAUUCUAUGACGUUUCGGGUUUAUGCAACGAAAAUAGUGAAAUACAGAAACCCUCACUGUGUGCUUUGUAAUCCAGAAGGAAAGCGUCAACCAGGGUCCUCCGCUGGAGGUCCACCAAUGCCACCUUGGUCGAUCCUCGUAGAUGUAAGUUCAAACAUUGCUUAUCCAAAAGAACCAAAGACUCCACACCCAACUGUUAUAACUGGACCUUCUGCACAAGGUGACAAUCUCACGUCACAGAUAUUUAACUGCACUUCAAAUACCAAAAACUGUACAGUAAUCGUGGGUGGUAAAACAUGCCAGGUUGUCACUCUGACGAAAAACCAAUCGACGCCUGUGAACGUUUCCUUUAACAAAAGUCGUGUAAUGUUCACAACGAGAGAGCAGUUCUUAAAAGACAAGAAAGCCAUGAAACUACAAGGAAAUGCAGUAUAUGUUUUGUGUCCAGAACGUCAUACUGAUAAAGACCCGAAAGAAGACUCCUCAGUUCUUAUUUACAUCACAUUGAUUGGCACGGUGCUGUCGAUCAUUUCACUGUGUAUUCUUCUUGGUGUUUACCUCAUGUUCAAAGAACUGAGGAAUCUCCCUGGCAAAUGUCUUAUCAACCUCUCGUUGGCCUUGCUGUGUUAUCAAACUAUCUUCCUCAGUGCUGCAAAGUCGAAAGAAAUUGAUGUUCUUUGUAAGGCAGUCGCCAUUUUUCUCCAUUUCUUCAUCCUCGCUGCAUUUUCCUGGAUGUGUGCCAUGGCAUUUGAUACAGCGAAUGCCUUUUCAGUUAAGGGAGGCAACACAAGGAGACAACCUUCGGACAUUACGAAGACCUUCAUCAAGUAUUGCAUUGUGGGAUGGGGACUGCCUGCUGUGAUUGUUGUUUUGUGCUCUGUCCUGGACUCCUCUGGAACUUUUCAUUUCGGAUAUGGAAAUGCAACCUAUUGCUGGAUAUCAGAUAAAAUAGGAAUGAUUGUUUCCAUGGUGACCCCUAUAAGCCUUGCUUUGGUCUUUAACAUACUGUGCUUGACGAAAAAUAUUUAUGCCAUUCGUCGUUUACAGAAGGUAAGUACCAUUACAAAGAGUACAGGGGCAAGACUAGCGAGUAACCAGCCUAUAAGUUGGACGGCUUUGUACUUCAGGACUGUGCUACCUUAACAGGGGAUCUGCAGUGCUUUCUGCCGCACAUCGUGACUUUUUUGAGCUGUGACUGCGAAGUGAUGGCACUCGCAAGAUAGUUAUGUAUAUUUUUCUAUUGUGAGACAUCGUCUCAAUCUCAUGUUAGACUAACUAGAUGCCCAUAGUCAUCCUGUGGCUUACAGUUACAAUAGCAAUUACAAUAGGCCAUUUUACAGUUGUGUGCUUAGUUAACUGGCCUAUGAAUGCA
Molecule: messenger RNA, 2873 nt
Organism: Orbicella faveolata
Lineage: Eukaryota; Metazoa; Cnidaria; Anthozoa; Scleractinia; Merulinidae
Biological process (GO): cell surface receptor signaling pathway; G protein-coupled receptor signaling pathway
Cellular component (GO): membrane
Molecular function (GO): G protein-coupled receptor activity
Source: RefSeq, a predicted model, not a curated record